AUGCAAGACAUUGGCAGUGGUGGUAGUGACCAUCACGCUGUCAUGACAGUCUUUGAAAUUGACACUGCAGGCGACAUGCUCGCUCGCUUGCUUGGCCAGAACUCCCAGCUUAGCGAAGCAAUCAUAGGAGAGCUUCACGCGGACUUUCCUAAGGAUGACUGGAACGACUUUUGGUGCGGACUUGAAGAGUUUGGUGCAAGCUACAAUCCGGUAGGUGCCAACUACAGACUGGUGCUGCCGCUGGUGUCAGCGUGA
Durusdinium trenchii is the source of this 255-nucleotide messenger RNA. The record is from the annotation of a GenBank genome assembly. NCBI's taxonomy places the organism in Eukaryota, Dinophyceae, Suessiales, Symbiodiniaceae.